Myotis myotis is the source of this 823-nucleotide messenger RNA. RefSeq names its product transcription factor E2F6-like. Lineage: Eukaryota; Metazoa; Chordata; Mammalia; Chiroptera; Vespertilionidae. Gene Ontology annotation, molecular function: DNA-binding transcription factor activity, RNA polymerase II-specific; RNA polymerase II cis-regulatory region sequence-specific DNA binding; protein dimerization activity. The record is from RefSeq and is a predicted model, not a curated record. The transcript has a single exon. Gene Ontology annotation, biological process: regulation of transcription by RNA polymerase II. The coding region runs from base 86 to 805 and encodes 239 amino acids. Gene Ontology annotation, cellular component: RNA polymerase II transcription regulator complex.
CGAGCUCGUGGACCCAGCGGAGGAGACGGUGCGCCGCCGGUGCUGAGACCCCAUCAACGUGGAGGGCCUGCUGCCAUCAAAAAUAAUGAUUAAUUUAGAAGAUAAUGUACAGUAUGUGUCCAUGAGAAAAACUCUAAAAGUGAAGACACCUCGGUUUGAUGUAUCACUGGUUUAUUUAACUCGGAAAUUUAUGGAUCUUGUCAGAAAUGCUCCUGGGGGUAGUCUUGACUUAAACAAGGUUGCAACAAAACUGGGAGUACGGAAACGAAGAGUAUAUGACAUCACCAAUGUCUUAGAUGGGAUCGACCUGGUUGAAAACAAAUCUAAGAACCACAUUCGAUGGAUAGGAUCCGAUCUCAACAAUUUCGGAGCAGUGUCCCGACAGAAGAAGCUGCGGAAGGAGCUGUCCGACCUGUCGGCCAUGGAAGAGGCUCUGGACGAGUUGAUUAAGGAUUGUGCUCAGCAGCUGUUAGAGUUAACGGAUGACAAAGACAAUGAAAGGUUCGCGUAUGUGACGUACCAAGACAUCCAUAGCAUCCGAGCCUUCCACGAGCAGAUUGUCAUUGCAGUGAGAGCUCCGGCAGAGACCAGACUGGACGUCCCAGCCCCCAGAGAAGAUUCCAUCACGGUGCACAUACGGAGCACCAAGGGGCCCAUCGACAUCUACCUGUGUGAAGUGGAGCAGGGUCGCUCCGGCAGGAAGGGCUCUGAAGGGGCAGGACCCUCGGCACCUAAGCAAAGCGAACACUCAAAGAAGCCCGACAAAGAAGAAAAUUCUCCACAGCAAAGUGAAGUGAGUGACUGACGGGAUUUGAGCCCGUGU